AUGUGGAAUGCGGGAUGCGGGUUUUGGGAUAAAGAUAUCUUAGCCGGAGUAGCAUAUGCUCAAUUCAACCAGGAAGUGCGGGAUAAAUUUGAUAUUAAGGGACGGGAUCGCUGCUGGGACGAGAAGAACAAACGAGAGUUAAAGCGAUCUCAACGACGGGACGGAGCGCACAUGCGGAGAUUCUUCAGGGAGGUUUACGUGGACAGUGUUUUCCCAAUAUUAAAUUCCGCUGAAUUGCCACCGUAUAUCUGGGGUAACGACGAAAGAGAAAAGGAACGGCAUCUUUGGAUUCUUAACCAUUGCGAGAAACGAACUGCUCUAGAAAGUUUACUGUCUCCUGAUAGACUUUACAAACCUUUCAAUGUAGACCGCUUUACUCUCGACUUAUCAAAACUCGCGGCAACUUGACACUCGAGAAC
Orbicella faveolata is the source of this 419-nucleotide messenger RNA. RefSeq names its product nephrocystin-1-like. Lineage: Eukaryota; Metazoa; Cnidaria; Anthozoa; Scleractinia; Merulinidae. The record is from RefSeq and is a predicted model, not a curated record.